ACUCAAACGAGUUCAUCAUAUUGAUAUAUCCUAUUUUGCAGUAAUUGCAAUGUAUAAUUAAUUGGAUAUCACACUGGGUGAUGAUGGAAGAAGCGACUUGAGAUCAUGCUGCAGCAGCGUGGUAUGGACCCAUCAAGAACCCUACAUAAGCACCUGGGACGUGAGUUGCGACUCAGAAAAGAAUUCAACAACUCACUAUACACGAGUUCUACAACACAACGAUAACCCAAACGUACGCUCCUUUUUAACUUGAAUUCAUUCUAACUGACCCGGACCUCUCUGUCUAGGUCGCACAAUAUGUCGGAAGUAUCUGAUACAGCAAGAGAUACUUUUCAAGGGCAGCCAGCGCCAACGCGGGCGACGCGACGGCGCAAGAACAAAGUGUGGGCGGUUGCAUUCUUCAACGAUGGUCGACGGGUCGUCACCAGUUCGCAUGAUAAAACCCUGCGAAUUUUAGACGUGCGCCAGAUAGGAGAAAUGGUAGGAGGGCCAUUCAAGGGGCAUACGGACCGUGUGCGAUCAGUCGCCAUAUCUCCAGAUGACCGCCGAAUUGCGAGUGGUGGGGAUGAUGCUACUGUCAUUAUCUGGGAUACCGAGAGCAAACAGAUGGUACUCAAUCCGCUGGUGAAGCAUACAGAGAAGGUGAACUCUGUGUGCUUCUCCCCGGAUGGAAGGAGAGUCGCAAGCAGUUCGCAUGAUUCGACGGUUGUUGUAUGGGAUGCAGAGACUGGCGCAGUCCUUGCAACACUCGAUCAUCGUAAAACCGUACACGUGUGGAGUGUGUCAUUUAGCCCGGAUAGGCUAAAAUUAGCAUCCGGAUCAUCUGACCAUACCAUCCGGGUGUGGCGCACCGUUAACGCCGAAUGUUUGCUCAAGAUCAACGCUGGCCAAUGGUCAGUUCGAAGUGUUGUGUGGUCGCCUGACGGCAACCAGCUUGUCUCUGUAACAUCCAACAAUACAGCCAAGUUCUGGGAUUCAUCUAGUGGAGAAAAGAUCGGUCAACCGUGCAUCGGUCACACUCGCUGGAUCACCUGUCUUGCCACCUCUUCAGAUAACUCCGUCAUCGCCACAGCAUCGGACGACAGCACUGUGCGGCUGUGGUGCACAAAGACACAUAAGCAGAUAGGACAUAUACUUGAACACACCAAAAAAGUCCACUUUGUUGCGAUUUCUCCCGAUGCAGAGCUACUCGUGACUCGGAGUGGAGCCGAUGAUGGAGAUCUUCAGCUUUGGUCUGUUAGGGAUAUACGGGAGCAUGGUAAGGUGGAGGAAAGCACAACAGACUACGAAGAAGUACAGGCACGUUCUUACUCGUUAUUGUUGUGCCUUUCUAUUCAUCACAUUUUUUACGUGCUAACUAGUGCUGCCGUGGUCCGGUUCGGUCCGGUUCACAGAGGGUCGAGCGAGAACCAAGAACUGGACCUAGGUCCGGUUCUACCAGACUCAACGAACCUCGAACUGGACCUUGGCGAACGGUUCAGAAUGGUCAGGUCCAGUUAA
Messenger RNA from Suillus plorans, 1500 nucleotides. RefSeq names its product WD40-repeat-containing domain protein. Gene Ontology annotation, molecular function: protein binding. The record is from RefSeq and is a predicted model, not a curated record. Lineage: Eukaryota; Fungi; Basidiomycota; Agaricomycetes; Boletales; Suillaceae. The transcript has a single exon. Bases 298 to 1500 code for a protein of 400 amino acids.